GCUUGGUUGGUUGGCAGACAGACAGACAGGCGGGCGGGUGAGCGGCUCUACUGUUUUGCUUAACCGCAGGAAGUGUAUGAGCUGCUGGGCUGGGUGCUGAGCUGGCUUGGGUGUUUUCAACAGAAACAUGGCGGACUUGGAGUUUGCGCCGCUCAGGCAAUGGGAUGACUUCUUCCCAGGUACUGACAGGUUUGCGAAACCUGACUUUGGCGACUUGGCCAAGUGGAACAACCGCGUUGUAAGCAACCUGCUGUACUAUCAGACCAACUACCUCGUGGCGAGUCUCGUCGUCUUCCUGGCUGUCGGGUUUCUGAACCCUCUGGGGAUGAUACUGGGAUGUGUGUUGGUGACCGUCGUGUUCAUUGGAUCUGUCAGGGCCGGAGAGAACAAAGAGAUCAUCAAGAACUUCAAGAAGAACAACCCCACCAUCUUUGUUGUACUCGUUUUAGUUGCCAGUUACUUUCUCAUCUCAGUAUUUGGGGAUGUGAUGGUCUUCAUUUUUGGAAUAACGUUCCCCCUACUCUUAAUCUUAAUCCAUGCCUCUCUAAGACUCCGUAGCAUGAAGAAUAAAAUGGAGAACAAAAUGGAGGGCGUCGGUCUGAAGAAGACGCCGAUGGGAGUUAUUCUUGACUCUCUGGGGCAACAAGAAGAGAACAUCAACAAAAUUGCAGAUUUCAUUUCCAGCAAAGUCAAGGAAUAACAAGUGCCGGCUUUUGGUAAGCUGACGCUUCGGUGGCGGCGAGCAGAAGGCCGGUGAUAUUGAUGACAUCCCAGCACUCAGUUGGAUAAGCGAGUUCUGAGUGGAACCCUGGCUUUAAAAACAAACAAAAAAAAAAAAGAGCGCCCGACUUCCUGUAUGUGAUUUAUUUUCUUUAUGUUUAAGUGCUUAAGGUAUUCUUGUUGGAUGUACCGGCGGGGUAUUCUUUAGAUCUGGAUUUAAAUUUUGUUGCGAAAAUAUUUAUUUAAAGCUUUUUUUUUUUUUUUGUAACAGAAAACCAAAUGAAAGUGAUAUUCAAAAUAUUAAAAGUAAAUUAAUAAAAUGACCCUUAAGCCAUAAAAGGUGAAAAAAGCUUAUCAGCAAAGUAUUUGCAUGCAUUUGCUGAGUACCACCAAAAAAUACCCUUAUUUUCUUUUUUUUUUUUAAUAAAAGGUAAUUAUCCCCCGGCCUUAACAGAAUUUCGCUUCCAGAAAUAUCAGGAAUGUUCUGCUAACACACACCAUGUAUUGUCUUUACGCUAUUGAAAUAUAUAAAUGGAAUAACAAGUGAACGCAGGAUAUACAGUAAAUAUAUACCCGUAUGUGUAUAUAUGUGUGUCUAUAUUCUGUAAAGAAAAUGUCAAAUAAAUCUGCUUCAGACUUUUGAA
Erpetoichthys calabaricus (reedfish) is the source of this 1364-nucleotide messenger RNA. Its product is annotated as PRA1 family protein 3-like. Bases 128 to 700 code for a protein of 190 amino acids. The record is from RefSeq and is a predicted model, not a curated record. Gene Ontology annotation, cellular component: membrane. Gene Ontology annotation, biological process: negative regulation of transport. Lineage: Eukaryota; Metazoa; Chordata; Cladistia; Polypteriformes; Polypteridae. The transcript is spliced from 3 exons.